Paramecium octaurelia is the source of this 544-nucleotide messenger RNA. Lineage: Eukaryota; Ciliophora; Oligohymenophorea; Peniculida; Parameciidae. The record is from the annotation of a GenBank genome assembly.
AUGUUUAUUUUUCUGGUGAAUUAAUAAAGCAUCAAAAUGAAUUAUAAAGUGGAAUUGGGACAUUUUAAAAAAGAUGAUAAAAUAUUUGCAUCAAUGAAGGGAAGUCUAACAAUCAAUGAAUAAUUAAUAUCAAUAUUUCCAUCCCAUUAAUAAGAUCAUGAAUUGAAAAUAGGAGCAAUUAUUAUAGGGUAAGUUAGCAUCAUUAGAGAAGAUAGGGUUUUUGUUAAGAUUUUAAAGAUAAAUGAAGUGAAGGAUAACAAUUACAUAGAAGGUGUCUUAAGGUAUUGAAGUCAGAUCAAAUGAUAAAAAAUAAAACAUCAUAUUGCACGAAAUUGAUUUGAUCGAAAUGAAUAAAUGUUAUUUGCCAGGAGAUAUAAUAAAAGCAAGAAUCAUCUCAUAUGGGGAUUCCUUAAAAUUAUAUUUGAGCACAGCAGAAGAUGAAUUAGGUGUAUUGAUAGCUGAACACUAAGAAACAUAGAAACUGAUGAUUCCUUUAUUUUGGGAUGAAAUUCUUUCUGUAGAAAGUGGUUUAAUAGAAAAAUGA